GUCGUCCAGAUAUCCAAAAACUUCUUCACAAGCUGUCCCGGUUUUAGUGUUAAAUAAUGCUUAAUAGAAAUCUACAAAUGUCAGCUUGUGACCAUAUCUUUCUACUGCCUUUUUUUUAACGUAGAAUAAACGCAUUCUUGCUACCGUCACUUAGAAGGAGAGUGGAACGGUUAUGUUGGUUUCACCGAUCUUACGGCCCAAUGUCGACAUUCGGAAGUAUAGCAUCAUCCGAACGAAUAUUGGACCGAGUCCUUAACCCCUGUAUACCACCGGCAUACCAACCAAAACCCGUGGUGGCCUCCUUCGGCGCAUACGGUACGGCCCCGGAGUAUCUUGUUUCAUUCAUAGCUGCGCGAAACCGUCCCUCAUCUUUUUACUGCUUGCCUUCGAAGACGUCCAAGUUAAGCAUACGGCAUAGAUGGUACGCAGCCGAGAAGCUUCCGUCGUCUGUAACCUCAACAUAAUAUAGCAAUAUGUAGUGUUACCAUGGUAACCGCGGCGGGUCGUCGCCACCCUGUUUGCGAGACCAACUAGAGUACACUGCACACGACGCGGCCGAUCCAGCAAGCACAAUCGCCGGCAUGACUGCGCACCCUAUGCUGCGGGCUUUAGCUCGACUUACACAGCACGCGAGAGUGUCCGGGCGUAAUGCAUCGGCCUCUUGCUCGGGCGCGGACCCACCAGCCCCGCCGCCCCCCUGCACGCCGCACCCGCGCCCGCCGUGCCGCGCCCGCCCUGAGCGCACAGUGCGCGCGCUGCGGGUCGUAUGCUGUCCCCCUGCAAGUGGACAGCGACCGCCGUGUCCGCCAAAGGAGCAAACACCCUCGGUCACUUGCACAGAUACCUCUAAGGGAAAGACUUCGAUGCACUCCGGCUUACCGCGCUUGAAAGGGGCUAGUGUGCCAUUAAAUUGCGGAAGCGACAGCCAUGGGGAGUGUGGCGCGGGACAAGAUCGUGUGGCACGACGACUAGCUCUAGCCAAGGCAGUGCGCCGAAAAGACUACGAGUGCGAGGCCGCGCUUCCCCGAGACAAAGUGCAUACCGUUCCAAGGGCGGAGUACAAACUGGGUUGCGAGCGCGAGUGUGCGCGAGCCACUGACGGCCGCGAUUACUCAGUUCCGUGCGAAUGUCCCGAACGUUCCCAGUCGUGCGGUCCUGCGCGCACGCCGCCACCACCACGCUGUGUCGAACUGGCCCCGGACGAUGCCUGUCGCAUCGAAACUGGCGCGCAUCUGGACCCGUGCGCUCACCGACCGCGCGUGCUGCUCCAAAUCGACCGCUCCGCACCUUCAAGCGACACUACUAAGUGUGAACCAUGCCCAUCUCCACGCACUUUGAAAUCACGGAUCAUGGAAUCAUUAAAACCUCGACCUGAUACAGGGCCCAAUCCAAUGACAUCUAAAGGUAAAGGGAGCCCUCAGUGCGGUCGCCGUUAUCUACACGUCUCAGCGCAGUGUCUUAGCAAUGAAUGCGCUCCGUAUAAAGUUGCGUCGGUAGGAAAGGAAAAAAUAUCUGGUAGUUUAGAAAGCAUGCUACAGGAAAGAGCCAAACUAAAUGAGGCAGGACAGGGGCGCGCUGUUUGUGGGGCGUCGACUAAAAAACGCAAUUGUCCCAGUGUAGAAGUAGGUGGCCAAUUGGAACUCCCAGUACCGAGUGGAGCGCGCCGCGUGCGUGUUCACGUGGGGAUGGAAGACGAGUGCGGGGCGCCACUGGUGGUGGGACCGGAGGGCGCUGCACGGGGCCAAUGUGAUGCCAUGAGCGAGACUAAGGCCUCUUGGCUAUCAAUUAAAAACAUACAAAAGAAAUUUAGUGGAAACAAAGAUGAUACAGUUUCAAAACGGAAAGGAUGUGAUCAGAAAACCGGACCAGUACCUAGUAAUCCAUGCGCUACACCGCAAAAAAAUCCUGCGCCGCCCGCCAAGCUGCCACCACGAAAUCCGUGCGCGCCGAAACCGCAAAAACCGGAACCGUGGCCGCCAAAAUCAUGCCCAACAAAUCCGUGUGCGCCUAAGAAACCUCAAAAAGAAGAAAAAGAGAAACCGAAGCCGGUAUGUCGCUUCCUGCCGCUAGGGUUGACAGCUGCUCCGAUACCCUGAACAUUUAUAUAGAAGAAUGGUAUGUCGUCGUGCCUGCGAGUGUGCAUUUGAUUUAGAAAAUCAAUAAAAUUUUUAGUUUCUUCUGUAAA
Manduca sexta (tobacco hornworm) is the source of this 2185-nucleotide messenger RNA. RefSeq lists its product as uncharacterized. The transcript has 3 exons. The coding region runs from base 582 to 2096 and encodes 504 amino acids. The record is from RefSeq and is a predicted model, not a curated record. Lineage: Eukaryota; Metazoa; Arthropoda; Insecta; Lepidoptera; Sphingidae.